Coffea arabica (coffee) is the source of this 3472-nucleotide messenger RNA. Lineage: Eukaryota; Viridiplantae; Streptophyta; Magnoliopsida; Gentianales; Rubiaceae. The record is from RefSeq and is a predicted model, not a curated record.
UGCGUGUGUUUUUAUCUCUUUUUUGGUAUUUUUGGGUCUUGUUUGUAUUUAGUUUUUCUUGACUGGUUGUGAAAUUUUAGUACUAUCUCUUGUCACAUUUUUAAUGUUCCCUGAAAGAUUUUUAUUUUUGUUUGGGUCGAAAAAUUAGAAAUGAUAAAUGGGCUAUUCCUACUUUUGGAUUAGACGUUCAGCUAAAGAGAUAGAAGAAAUGAUUACUUCUACUUGAGAGUUGUUGGGUAUUUCGUUUUUUUUUUUUCCUUUUUCUUUGGCUUCACUUCUCUGAGAUCUAGUGGGGUAUGGCCAUUGCAAUUAGCCAUUGUUCCUUUAUUGGCUUGCAAUGCAAGUGUGUACAAAAAGAUUGGAUUUUUAAUCACUCCUGUUUGUUUAUUAGUAUCUUUCUGACCCACAUUGGGGAUUAUAGAUUGCUUAUUGUUGCAGGAUUACUUGUACGAGAUCAAAUUUUUUUCUUUUUCCUUUAUCUCUUGGAAAAUUUUUCUCCACUAGCUUUGCUUGAUUAGUAGGGUCCUGGCAUUUGGGGUAUAAGUUCUUUGCAGUGCUGCUUCAUGUGUAGGAAAUUUGUUUUACAUGUGCCAAUGAGAUUGGGACAUGGAGUUGGAAUUUGACAAAUAUUGCAUAGUGGAUGGAAGUCCAACAACUGUUCUUCCAUCUCCUCGGUGUCAUUCAAAAGUUGAAAAGAGGAAAUCAAAAGGUUAUCCAAGACAUGGAAAUGAUUUAUUGACCGUGAAUGAAGACUUCAGUGAGAUUAGCUUCCAUCGCUAUCGUAGUGUUUCCUGUAAGAACACUUCAUCCAGGACAACUCCUCUGGGAUAUGAUGAAGUGCGAAAGAGGGGCUCCGUCUAUCAAAGCUCCAAAGAAGUAAGGUUGAUGAGGAAAACUGCUGCUACAGAAGGCAGGAAAAAAAUCGAAUUCUCACAGAGCAGUGCAACUGCACUUUCAUUUGGAAUACUUGAUUCUUUGUGUGGUUCAGACGAGGAAAGCUCACAAGUGGAGCAGAAAAGAUCCUCAGUGAUGUCACAGAACUCAGACUUCAGUACAGCAGCAAUUUGCAAGUCUGGUGCAGAUUUGCAGUCUGAUGAUUUCUUAGAUAUCUGCCUCAAUCCUGUAUCAAUCAAAGGUAUCCCACCAGAUGGCUCUUCAGAACUUUCUUUUGAAUUAGAUGGUAGGGAUGAUCAAUGUGCUGAAAAUGCAGAGAGGCAGUCCGUGCACGGCCCUAAAUUCAAAUCUAAACCAGUAGUUGUUCCUGUCAGUGAUGGUAACAGCCUACAUGAAAGAGAUCCAGGUUUUUCUUUACACAAAUCUUUAUCAGCCAAAUUAGCACUUCCACAUUCUCCUGCUCGAUCAGAGAGUGAUUCCUCCAGAACCAGUAGUCCAAUGACCAGGUUUGGUCCUGUCAGAAAGGUGUUUGAUCCAUUUGUGAAAUCCAAGUCGCAAAGGAGUCCUCUUAGUGCUUCAGGUGAAACAAUUAGUAGAAACCCAACUGGGCUUGUUAGUAUCAGCCGAAGCAAGACAUCUCGCAAGUCUCUGCUUCAUGAUUUUUCAAACACUGGACAGCGCAUGGAAUUUCAGUCUUGGUCAAUGAAGGACAAUAAUAAUCAAGUUGUCCAGAGCACAGUAGCUCACCUUCAGGGCAUUCUCAAGGUGAAUAAGAAACACGAGUGUCCAAUUUUUGAGUUCUCAACAAAGUUUCCUGAAGACUUUUUUGUUGCCAGGACAUGGAAAGUGGGUAAUGCCUUAAAUUGGAUUUAUACUUUUCAUUCAGUUAAUGAAAGAAGGAAAAGUAAUGCUAGUGGACGUGGUUCCAAAGAAAGCCACAGAGUAUCUUCCAUGGUAGGACAGAUGCAGGUGUCCUGUUAUUUAUCUGCUGAGUUAAAGGAAGCUGGAGCUUUUGAUAACUCUAUGAUGACAGAAUUUGUGUUGUACGAUAUGCUACACCCAAGAAAGAGUGUUUCCUCGCAAGACAAUUGUUGCUUCAUUGAAGUUGCUGAAGCACCCAAGGCAUCAGAUGAAAAUUCCUUUGUAGGUAGUCAUAAUUUGGAUGCAGGCUCUGUCAAAACUAAGAUCAAAGGACAGGCAAAGCAUGGUUGUGAUUCUGGUCAUGUUGAGUCAUCAAUGACUUACCCUCUGCCAGCUGCAGAAUUGCAUCCACACCUUCAAAUAGGAGCUAUUGUUGUGCAAGUUCCUUAUGAAAAGAGAGAGAGUUUGAAAUUUAAAAGCAGUGACAAGAAAAUGGAUCUACCACUGUUGAACUUUCUUGAUCACUCCGGUGGUGAACAUGAGAAGGAACUUGUUCCUGAUUCUGUGAGUCCAGUAAAGAUGGAUGUCGUAAUCCCUUCCGGUAAUCAUAGUCUGCCAACUUCUGAAAGUCAUGGCCCUUCACCUUUGAUGGAUAGAUGGAGAUUAGGUGGAGGUUGUGAUUGUGGUGGUUGGGACAUGGCAUGCCCCCUGCACAUAUUUAGCAAUCUUCGUAUCCGGAUGGCUGACAGUCAUCUCCUUAUGGAUAAUCGGCAGCCACUGAAGCUUUUUUUCCAGGGAAAGAAAGAUACUACUCCAGCACUGACGAUGGCAGUGAUGCAAGAUGGACAGUAUGCAGUUGAUUUCCAUGCGCAGCUAUCCACAUUACAAGCAUUUUCGAUAUGCGUUGCUGUGUUGCAUAUCAUGGAAUCCUCUGUUAGUUCAAGACAAGAAGAAAACAAGCAAUUAUUGCAAAGCAAUUCUUUGAGAGUGUUCAUUGAGGAGGAAGUCAAAAAUCUCAUUGAUGCAGUCACAGAAGAAGACAAAUGUAAGGGCAACAAAAAGAUGGCCGAAGUCUUGCCAUCUUUUAUAGUCAAUCCACCCUUUUCUCCAAUUGCUCGAGUAUAGGCUUGAUUGUAUGCAAUAAAAAAUUGGAAGCAGUGAGACACAAAUGUUGUGCAGCUGGAAAUAAGUUUGAAGCUGCUAGAUGCACUGGGAUUAUUGGAUUCUUGAAAACAAAAUCAACAUAUGCUUGAUGAUGUUAAAAUGAAGAUGCAGACAAUCCCAGAUUUUGUUUUCGUGCCUCGACAGAGCAACAGUCAAAAAAGUGGGUUACUGGAUUGGAACUGGUCAACCUUCCUCUUGUAUUCUUGAUUUGUUUUUCUCACUUUAGGGAUCGAUUCAUAGAGUAAAGACCACACUGUUUAUAAUGUUAGAUAUUAGCAACGGAAUAGUCAUCAUUCAAUUGUUGAGAGCUAGCUCUUCAUUUUUGUAAUUUAUGAUUAUCUUAGGUCUUAGGGAGAGUAUCCUGGAGUUGUUUAUUAAGAUUCACUCUUUAAUCACAGAGGCAAGUGGCACUCGUACUUCCAGAACUCUGUAACUAUACAAUAAGGGAAAGUGACUUGCUCAUCAAUACUUCUUUCUUUAUUACUCAUCCAGGACUGUGUGCCUAUUCUACAUUUUGCAGAGUAUAGCCGGGCACGUCGGCUUGGUGAUUCUU